AUGUUGAAUUUCAGUGCAUCAUUCGAACUAAAAGGAGUAGUUGUUAAGCUGACGAAUCGCUGGUUUACAAUUUCUAUAAUUUUACCAGGGGUUGAAGUCAAAUUAGAGAAUGAUACUUUAUCAGAGGUCCUAAAAUUGGGCUCAUGGGUAAUUUUACACGCUACUGGAAAAGUUUAUGAGAUUGUACGACAAUGCAGUGAAGUGCUACCCACAUAUGUUUAUAAGGAUCUCGUUCUUCUUAAAACGAAUAUAUGUUUUCAAGAGAGAGGACAGGAGGGAUAUGGUCGCUGGGUUUGGUCGCCAGAGUUAGGGAGAAUUGCUGCUAUUUGCCACGAUAGAUACAAGCCAAAACAAAAUUACGUAGCGUUGGUGUCGAGCUCCCGAACAACUGUUUUCUUUGAUUUCCGGAAACCGACAAAGUACCAGUUUGUUAUCGAAUACAAUUGGAUGCUGACAAAAUAUAUUGAUGAACCUAGUGUCAACUUACAGUUCGAUGUCAUUUUCCAAGAACAUAGAAUUUGUAAUGGACGAAAAAAUCUUUUUAACAAGGGACAUAAAGUUCAUUGCAAUGAUAGCGGAGAUAAUUAUUUUGAGAGCACUGUGGAUGACGAGCAUUUUUUUUUCGAUGAUUUAGAAGUAAAGAAACAUGAAAAUUUGACCAGCAACAAUAUUUACGCUAUUAUAACGAAAGUGGUGUCAAAUCCAAACGUCAGACUAGCCAUGCAGAAAUAUCGACCUAAGGAACUAUUCAGUAUGUGUGAAGCUCUUAGUCUGAAGUCCAGUAAGUUAUUUAUUGGUCACUAUUAUAUGAUACUUUGUUAUUAA
This is a messenger RNA of Cercopithifilaria johnstoni, 825 nucleotides long. The record is from the annotation of a GenBank genome assembly. Lineage: Eukaryota; Metazoa; Nematoda; Chromadorea; Rhabditida; Onchocercidae.